AUGCGGGCGGGAGCAGAUGGCCAGGAGGCGGCCCCCACGCCCACCAGCCAGUCUGCGGCCCCGACACUAAAGGAGAUGGAUGGGGUCACGGGAGACAGGGUCAACGGCAGCAGCGGCAGCAGCAGCAGCAGCAGCAGCAUGAGCAGCGCGGUGGAGUCGGAGCCCGAGCCGAGAGACUCUGCGGGCGCGGCGGCCCCCGACGCAGACCCCGGCCGGGCGGCCGUGGCCUUGGCCUACCAGCGCUUCGAGCCUCGCGCCUACCUGCGCAACAACCACGCGCCCCCUCGCGGGGAUCUGAGCAACCCCGACGGCGUCGGGCCCUGGAAGCUGCGCUGCUUGGCACAGACCUUCGCCACUGGUGAGGUGUCAGGCCGCACUCUCAUCGACAUCGGCUCCGGCCCCACCGUCUACCAGCUGCUCAGCGCCUGUGCCCACUUUGAGGACAUCACCAUGACGGACUUCCUGGAGGUGAACCGCCGGGAGCUGGGCCUCUGGCUGCGGGAGGAGCCGGGCGCCUUCGACUGGAGCCCCUACAGCCGGCAUGUCUGCCUCAUCGAGGACAAGGGCGAGUCCUGGCAAGAGAAGGAGCGGCAGCUCCGAGCCCGAGUCAGGCGGGUCCUGCCCAUCGAUGUGCACCAGCCGCAGCCUCUGGGCGCUGGGGACCGGGCGCCCCUGCCAGCCGAUGCCCUGGUCUCCACCUUCUGCCUGGAGGCUGUGAGUCCAGACCUUGCCAGCUUCCAGCGGGCCCUGGACCACAUCACCACGCUGCUGAAGCCCGGGGGGCACCUUCUCCUCAUCGGGGGCCUGGAGGAGUCGUGGUACCUCGCAGGGGAGGCCAGGCUGGCGGUGGUGCCCGUGGGCGAAGAGGAGGUACGGGCGGCGUUGGGGCGCAGCGGCUAUGCGGUGCGGGACCUGCGCACCUACGUCAUGCCCGCCCACCUCCGCACAGGUGUAGACGACGUCAAGGGCAUCUUCUUCGCCUGGGCCCAGAAGGGGGUGUGAGCACGCAGCCCCCAACUCCCUGUCACACCUAAUAAAGAAAUGAGGCUCUCUG
Molecule: messenger RNA, 1054 nt
Organism: Suncus etruscus (white-toothed pygmy shrew)
Lineage: Eukaryota; Metazoa; Chordata; Mammalia; Eulipotyphla; Soricidae
Gene: PNMT
Product: phenylethanolamine N-methyltransferase
Exons: 4
Coding region: 1-1002 (333 amino acids)
Cellular component (GO): cytosol
Molecular function (GO): phenylethanolamine N-methyltransferase activity
Source: RefSeq, a predicted model, not a curated record